GCACGUCGCGGAGCAUGUCGCGGCGAUGACGCGGCGCGCAGCGCGCGGCAUGCCCUGCUGACAUGGCACGCAGCCGCUCCGCCCUCCUUACGCUGGCAGCUAUCGCAGCACUCGCCGGGUGUUGUGUGUGCGCCCCGCAAGGAAGUGUGCAGGGCGGCGUGCAAGGAGGCGCGCAGGUCCCGCCUGGGGUGCCGCACUCCACCGCGCCUCCGGCCGGAGUCGGCGGCGUACGAAGAUUCAGUCAAUAUUCCAGAGGGAGAGGAUAUCGCGACUGGCGCACGCGUGGGGACCCCACGCUCAUCAACUCACUCUGGCGCAGUCGGCAGCCGCUGGGAAUACGCAAGCAGCUCGGAAACGCAGAGGUGUACAUAAUACUAGCGUUGCUGAUCGGCUUCGUGACCGUGGUGGUGGGGUGCUGGCUGUCGGACAACUGCUGGUCGCCGGAGCCGGAGGACGUGCUGGCGGGCGGGUGA
Helicoverpa zea (corn earworm) is the source of this 473-nucleotide messenger RNA. RefSeq lists its product as uncharacterized. The record is from RefSeq and is a predicted model, not a curated record. The transcript has 4 exons. Bases 63 to 473 code for a protein of 136 amino acids. Lineage: Eukaryota; Metazoa; Arthropoda; Insecta; Lepidoptera; Noctuidae.